AACCGUCAUGCAAAAAACCGGUUGAACUAAAAAUUAACCGGUAAACUGAUAGAACCGGCUCGGUUUUUAAACAUUCCGGUUCGCUAUUCUACCCUUCGAAAUGUCGCCGUUUUGAUCCCAAAGAAAAACAACAACGGAGCAGAGCACCCCCCCUCCCUUCUCUCUCUCACAAACGCACGAAAGCCAACCCUAAACCCUAUCAGAGGCUCAGAGCAAAGCCAACCAGCCACCAUCUCCCAAAACACGUUUCAUUAGCCCCCACCACUAUCGGCGCCGGCGGUGACAACCAGCGGCUGCCAUCCUCGCCUCUCGAAGGUCUGCUCUUCUCCUCGCGUCGCCAGAAGGUCGGUUCGGAACUGCUGUUGGCGUCGCCGUCUCUCUGUCCUCGUCGUCAAGCCCGCCUCUGUCCUCGUCGUCGCCGGCCGCCCUGAACUCGUCGUCUCUGUCCUCGUCAUCGACCCGAGGGUGCCGUCGUUGCCGCCGAACGUCUCUGCUGCUCGGCCCUCUUCCCCUUGCCGUCGCGAAGGUCUGCUCGGAGCUCUUCUCCUCGACGUCGCGAACGUGUUUGCUCGGCCGUCUUCUCUUCGCCGUCACCUCCGUUCCACUGGUCGGCCAAAACCUCCACGCGAACGACUCUGCUGCUCGCCCGUCUUCUCUUCUCCGGUAAGCACUCAUCUUCUGUGCUCUUGUUUGUGUCUCUGAAGCUAAGAGAAUGAAUACUGCGACUAUGUCAAUUACAACUGACGCCAGUGCUGACAAAAUCAUAUGGAAACAAAUUGAGGUUUCUGAGAGCUACCUUGUUUGCUCCAUGUAUGAAGAAGCCACUUCGAUAGCUAUCUCCAUUUUGAAGGUCUUGCAAGACGACUCUUCUGGUGUUGCAACUCAGGAUAUGUGGGAAUCAGCUGCCAUGGUCCUGGUUCAAUCACUCAAUCAACUUGGCAGGGCACCGGAUAUUCUCAAUCAACUUCGAUCGUAUUUCACUUCAGUCAAAACUAUCCCUUCUCAAGUUCUUCUUACCGGAGUUUGUUUCCAAAUAGCUGAAGGUUCUAUAUCUGGCAUUCGAGAAUUUCUGGAGGAAUUUCUUAAUGGAUGGAAUCUGGGGGAUGGACAAUAUGUUGCUGUUAUUGCUGAGGCAAAGAAAGAGUGCGGAAGUAAAUAUAACAAGCACUUAGUUCUUGGAAUUGAUGAAUACUUGGAAGUUGUCGAGGUUUAUGCAGUCACACUUCUUGCCACACUUCUAAAAGAUGUGGAUCUUGCAAUCUCUUGGGUUGAGAAUGCUUCACUGCCUGAGGAAAACCGACAGGGACUUCGGAGAAGGUUAAACUCAAUGCACUGUUCUAAAAGUGCAAAAUUUUCUCAAGUUUCCUCUCCUACAAGUGACAAUGCGGCUUAUUCUGUUAAUGAGCAAAAUGUAUGCGAAGGAUCACAUAAAUCUUUAAAAGGCAAAGAUUCAGACAACAGAAAGUACGCUUCAAAAAUUGUUCCAAGACUAGCUGAGCGAAUAGAACCAUGCUUCUGGUGCUUUCGUGCGAUCAAUUUGAAGUUUGGCAAUACAAAGUUUGUAAUAUCUAGUGGGAAGAUUAUGCUCAGUUGUUUGGUCCUGUUCAUCUAUUAUGUUUACAGAAGGAAGCAAGCUACUAUAAAAAGGAUGGUAAGAACACAAGUAACCGCAAUGAAGAGAGCUUUGGUAGAUUUGUGGCAGCUUGCAUUUUCAUAUGAAGUAAAUCCUCUUGCAGCUGUUCAGCCAAUUGCCGCUGCUGCAAAUCAAGGUCGAUGACGCAACUGUUGAUCAGCAUGACCUUUUCUGGGUUGGGUAUAAGAAAUACUUAAUAGCUAUUUUAAGAUGCGCUUCCUUAUGCUGAUCUGUAAGGCCUUAGGACUCAUAAUUCUCGAGGUCAUGACUCCAAGCUACACAUCAAUUUAUGUAUUCUAUUUUGUGUAGUAGUAGUAGUUGAAAUCAGUGUACUAUUAUGAUAAUAAUUUUAAAAUUGAUUUUUUCAUAUCGUUGCUGGAUGCAAUUUUUGUCAUUAUCAGCAAUAUGAUUAUAUUUUUUUUACUUCAAUAGAAGAUGAAGUUGGUAGCACAAUAGAAGAUCAAGCUGUGUAUUCUGUCCUAUAAAAAUAAUGAGGGGUUAAAAUGUUAUUUC
This is a messenger RNA of Arachis ipaensis, 2146 nucleotides long. The record is from RefSeq and is a predicted model, not a curated record. NCBI's taxonomy places the organism in Eukaryota, Viridiplantae, Streptophyta, Magnoliopsida, Fabales, Fabaceae.